Messenger RNA from Pelmatolapia mariae (spotted tilapia), 912 nucleotides. RefSeq names its product olfactory receptor 4B13-like. Bases 1 to 912 code for a protein of 303 amino acids. The transcript has a single exon. NCBI's taxonomy places the organism in Eukaryota, Metazoa, Chordata, Actinopteri, Cichliformes, Cichlidae. Gene Ontology annotation, cellular component: membrane. The record is from RefSeq and is a predicted model, not a curated record. Gene Ontology annotation, biological process: detection of chemical stimulus involved in sensory perception of smell; G protein-coupled receptor signaling pathway. Gene Ontology annotation, molecular function: olfactory receptor activity; G protein-coupled receptor activity; odorant binding.
AUGGUGAACUCAACUGUGCCUUACUUUAUCCUCAGCACAUAUAUAUAUGUAGGGAGUUUGAAAUACUUGUUAUUUGUGUUAAUUGCGCUGUUAUACUUUAGUAUAGUUUUUGUGAACAUGUCUAUGAUUGUGGUUAUAUGUGUGAACAGAAGCUUACAUGAACCUAUGUACAUGUUUCUGUGCAGCCUGUUUGUGAAUGAGCUGUAUGGUAGUACAGGGCUGUUUCCGUUCUUCCUGCUUCAGAUCCUCUCUGAUGUUCACACUGUUUCUGCUCCUCUGUGCUUCCUGCAGAUCUUCUGUCUCUACACGUAUGGACACGUAGAGUUUUGUAAUUUAGCCGUCAUGUCUUAUGACAGAUAUCUCGCUGUCUGUUAUCCCCUGCACUACAAAUCACAUAUGACAGAUAACAAAGUAGUUAUGUUCAUUGUUGUCAUAUGGUUGUACUCUUUUGUGAAAUUCAUGAUCACAUUGUGUUUAACCGUCCGUCUGACUUGGUGUGGGAAAAUCAUGAAUGGGCUGUAUUGCCAUAACUACCUGGUUGUAAAGUUGGCGUGUUCAGACACCAAUCUGAAUAAUCUUUUUGGGCUUUUUGGUACUGUGAUCACUGUUUUAGUUCCUCUGCUUCCAAUCUUCUACUCCUACAUGAAAAUACUCAAAGUGUGUUUUUCUGGGUCCAGACAGAUGAGACGUAAAGCCGUCAGUACCUGUGCGCCUCACCUGGCCUCCCUCCUAAACUUUUCUUUUGGGUGUUUAUUUGAAAUACUCCAGAGCAGGUUUGAUACGACCAGUAUACCCAGUGCUCUGCGAAUCUUUCUGUCUCUGUAUUUCCUCAUCAUUCAACCGCUUUUGAAUCCGAUCAUGUAUGGGACACAAAUGUCUAAAAUAAGACAUGUGCUGUGCUAUAAAAUGUAG